GCUCUCGCCGCGACGACGCGCCCUAGCCGCGCUAAUUUUACACGCCUGUGACCUACUAGUGAUUGUGUUCUGUGACUUUCCAUUGGUAUAGCGAGUGGAGUAGAUAAUAAAUAAUAUAGUGAUAAGUGUAACAUGCCAGUGUAGUUCGGUGUUAGUGUUUUGAUACAAACGUAUUGUGAAUAUAUUAUAGUGUUCAUGUGAUGUGCUGAUUCCUACAACACAAGCAUGUCUUCACGGACGGGGCCCAGGAGUUCCGUGGCGACCAGCCAGAGGAAGCACCGGUCCAGGUCUACCCCCAGGUAUGACCUGGAGAAGAAGCCGAAGAAGAAGGAGGUCAAGUCCACGGGCACCAGCAGCCUGGUGUCCAUACCCAACAGCAUCAAGCUCACCAUGCUCAACAGUGGCCUCAUUUCGUUUGACCGAGUGACCUUUAAACCGGAGACGGACGAGAACGGCUCGAUAUCGGAGACGAUCCCGGACAAGCCGGUCGAGCUGAAGAACUUCCCCAAGCUGUGCGAGCAGCGCCGUAAGUUCCCCGUGCUGUACAAGCUGGAGUUUCAGACAGCCAUCAAAGCGGAGUCCCACAUCUCGUGUUGUCGGCACGCGACCAAGAAGACCAACACACACAAAAACCAGAACCAAAAAGUUAUUCCUUACGACUACAACAGAGUGGUGCUAUCUUCGGUGGACAGGGAACCCGACUCAGACUACAUUAACGCUUCCUAUAUAGAUAGUAUAUUAAAACCAAACGCGUACAUUGUGACGCAAGGCCCCACAGAGGAGACGGUGGUGUCCUUCUGGCGGAUGAUCUGGCAGGAGAGGGCCGCAGCCAUCGUCAUGCUCACCAAGACCUUCGACUUCAUCAAGGUGAUGUGCGUUCAGUACUGGCCGGCGAGCAAGGACAAGGACGAAACGUACGGAGACAUCAGCGUCGGCAUAGUCCAGGAGGAGGAGCUCGCCAACUUCCACAUACGCACCUUCAGACUGUACAAGAGUGAAAAGGAUGUGGUGGUGGAGGAGCGUUUCCUGCUGCAGUUCCACUACACCCAGUGGCACUCGCACACGUGUCCGUUCAGCAAUGCGCUCCUGGAGUUCCGGAGACGGGUGCGGGCGGUGGUGGGGAGGAGGCUGGCGAGCAGCUCCGCCAGCGGACCCAUGGUGGUGCAUUGCAAUGAUGGCGGUGGACGUUCCGGUGUAUAUUUAUCAGUUGACGCCAACCUGGAGCUGGCGGAGGAAGAAGACUGUUUUGAUGUUUUUGGAUAUUUUAAAAAGUUGAGGAAAUCGAGGAAAGGAUUAAUAGAAAAUGAGGAGCAAUACAAAUUCAUAUACGAUACGCUAGAGGAGCACGUGGUUUGUGGGGUCUCCUGGUUCCCAGUGUCGGACCUGUCCCAAAGACUGAAGCAGAAGUCCCAGAGAGACCCGGUGUCCAAACUAAACGAAUACCAGAAGGAGUACCAGCAGAUUUGCAAACAGACGCCAAGGUUCACGAUCGGUGACUGCGCGGGGGGCCACAGAGGAGAUAAUAGAGAGAAGAAUAGAGAUGUGCUGGUUGUCCCACCGGACAACUUUCGUCCAUACCUGACGUCCUUCCAAGGGAACAGUUUCACAGACUACAUCAACGCCGUCUUUGUUGACGGCUACACGAAGCCGCGCGAGUACAUAGUGACGGAGUGGCCGCUGGUGCGCACGCAGGGGGAGUUCUGGUCGCUGGUGUACGACUACGAAUGCGCCGCCGUCGUCGUGCUGUGCGUGCCGCCGAAGAACUCGCAACAAUUCCCGCCGUUCUGGCCGGAGGGGCGGCGGUCCAAGAAGUACGGGCCUGUGUUCACCAUCGACCACGUCUCGCACAACCACUACACCAACAUCAAGACAUGGAUAUUCAGGAUCAAUAAGAAGAUCGUAUCUCUAACGGAACUGAUGGCCGGCGUCAAAGCCCCACCGAAGACUGUCCAGCUCUUCCAGCUGACCUGCUGGCCGAUGGGCCACAAGGUGCCCUCGUCUACCAACUCCCUGGUGGAGCUGAUGAACAUGGUCGAGCGGUGGCGGCAGCGGACCGACUACGGACCCGUCUGCGUUGUCUCGCCUGAUGGACGCAGCCGCGCCGGUGUGUACUGCGCCGCGAACGCCUGUAUCGAGCAGGUGAUCCAGCACGGCGAGGUGGACGUGUUCCAGGCCGUCAAGACCGUGCGACGACACCGCCCGCAGCUCGUCGAGAACAUGACCGAGUACAAAUACUGCUACGACCUCGUACUCCACUACGACGAACUCUGGUUUAUCGAAUUCGGGCGCGGCGCCGCCCUGCCCACCACGCCGGAGGAGCAGAGCCCGCUGCCCGCGCCGAAGGACCGGCGGCAGCAGGGCCGGCCCGCGCACCCGCGCCGCGGCCUGUCCCUCGACCGCAUCAUGCCCAGCGCCAUCCGCCCGCCGCUGCCGCACGCCGUCACCGUGGACGCCCCCCGCCGCCCCCGCCGCGACCGCCCCCCGCUCCGCCGCUCCAUUCGCCUCGAGGACGACGACGCGGCGGCCGAGGAGCGGCGGCGCGCGUUCGGACGCGGCCCCCGCGCGCCAUCCUUCGACGAGGGCGACGCCAGCGACGAGCACGAGGAGUGCGAGUGCAGCCGCUCCCUCGAGCGCUCCGGCCCGUCGGCCGACACUCCCGACGACGACGACGACGACAUAGAACCAGAGUUCGCCGGGACUCCCCCCGUCGACGCCCCGAUCGAAAGAAACUCACACUUGCGAGGCGCCUCCGCCGACCGCAUCCUGGACCGCCGCGACUUUCCGCCGCCGCCGCGGGCGCCCUCGCGCGCACAGUCGCAGGGCGUGUUCGAGCGCCGGCUCCCCAGGAUAUAUAAGCUGGGCCUAAUGGACAAGUCGAAGCGCGCCAGCUCCGGCGCCCUGUACGAGCGCACCGACCGGUCGCCGACGGAGGCCUUCUACAACGCGACGGGCUCGACGAGGCUCAGCUCGCAGGAGCUCUUCGAAAAAUUUUGUUCCGAGGACUUCACCUCGCUUUACGGACGGGAGGAUCUCCGCAAGCGGGACCGGCGGCCGCCCCACUCCAAGUCCACCGGCAGCAGCGGCUCCGACGUGCGGCACGAGCGCGGCUGCCGGCGCGUCCCGUGCGGCUCGCAGCCCGCGCUCGGGCGCCGCCCCGUCUGUCACGCGACCCGGUCGGACCGCUCCACCGACUCCGACGACGCCUCUCCGCGCCGGUCGAAGCUCCGCGCCCUGCCCCUCGACGCCGAGAGGCAGAACUCCGCCGACUGCUCCCGCUCGGCGCCGCUCCUCAGCCCCGACAGGUUCGAGGCGCGCUUCACGUUCGACAUCUCGGAGCGCAGCGAGGUCACCUCCAACCGCGACGAGACGCCCUCGGACGCCACCGAGACGCGGAACCUCACGCUGUACGAGGAACCACACUCGGAUCGGACCAGCGUCUGUGAGCUGGACGACUCCGCUUUCGGUUCGCAGCGCCCAUCGCUCCGCCGGGACGGCUCGAGGAAACGCUUCGGACCCUUCGACCUGAGCGCCCUCGACUUCCGGCCGAUCGACGACGAGAGCCCGCGCGUCAGCCGGCGGACCUCGCAGAGGAGCGUCGAUGACACCAUUCGCCAAAACUCGGAGACGCGGAGCUGGGCGUCCGACUCGAUCUUCGACACGCCCGAGCGGCAUCCGCAGCUCGACACGUCGCCGUCGUCGACGGACACGCGGCGCUACCUCACCGCGCGCGAGUCCGCCCGCGCUGAGUCCGCCGCCGCCGACUCCACGCUCGCCGACACCACCACGGCGGAGGAGGCGCCGAGCGUCGUCGAGCGGUCCGAGCGCUCGCCCGCGCCGCAGGACACCGUCGACCUGCAGGCGGACGACGAGGACGACGAGGAGGAGGAGGUACCGACGCCCCCGCCGGACCCACGCCUGGCGAGCCGCCCGUCUAUGCACAAACUUGAGCCUCUGGAGCCGGAGCGGCUGUGCGGGGGCGGGGAGGGGGCGCGGGGCGGCGCGCGUCGGCGCGGGGCGAGCGAGCCGCGGCGCACGUCGCGCUGCUUCCCGCUCUGA
Aricia agestis (brown argus) is the source of this 4056-nucleotide messenger RNA. RefSeq lists its product as uncharacterized. The record is from RefSeq and is a predicted model, not a curated record. Lineage: Eukaryota; Metazoa; Arthropoda; Insecta; Lepidoptera; Lycaenidae. Bases 226 to 4056 code for a protein of 1276 amino acids. The transcript has 19 exons. Gene Ontology annotation, biological process: protein dephosphorylation. Gene Ontology annotation, molecular function: protein tyrosine phosphatase activity.